This is a messenger RNA of Monodelphis domestica (gray short-tailed opossum), 3564 nucleotides long. The record is from RefSeq and is a predicted model, not a curated record. Lineage: Eukaryota; Metazoa; Chordata; Mammalia; Didelphimorphia; Didelphidae.
GGAAGCGGGCUAAGGGAGGAGACAUCAGCGGUGCUCUGGAAGAGAGAAUGAGACGAGCUCCGGGCAGGACGUAGCUUGGGCAUCGUGGCGAAGGGAGCCCAGGCACUGUAGCCGAACUCUGCACGCGCGGCUCCGAGCGGAGUCUCCGCGUGCACGCCCCCUCCUCCCCCCACCCCUCUCUAUCCCUCCACCCCGCCCCCCGACCCCGGCCUCCCUCCCUUCUUCCCCCCUCCCCUUCCUCCACCCCUCCCCCAACCCCGGGGUCUCCCCGCCUCCCUCCGCGCCAUGUCUCGGGGUGGCUGCUGCCCACACCUGCUGUGGGACGUGAGGAAGCGGUCCCUGGGGCUGGAAGACCCGUCCCGCCUGCGGAGCCGCUACCUGGGAAGAAGAGAAUUCAUCCAAAGAUUAAAACUUGAAGCAACACUGAAUGUGCAUGACGGCUGUGUGAAUACCAUCUGUUGGAAUGACACUGGAGAAUAUAUUUUAUCUGGUUCAGAUGACACUAAUCUAGUAAUCAGUAAUCCCUACAGCCGAAAAGUCUUGACAACAAUUCGCUCAGGACACAGGGCAAAUAUAUUUAGUGCAAAAUUCUUACCCUGCACCAAUGACAAACAGAUUGUAUCCUGCUCUGGAGAUGGAGUCAUUUUUUAUACUAAUGUUGAUCAAGAUGCAGAGACCAACAGACAAUGCCAAUUUACGUGCCAUUAUGGAACUACCUAUGAGAUUAUGACAGUACCAAAUGAUCCUUAUACUUUCCUUUCUUGUGGUGAAGAUGGAACUGUUAGGUGGUUUGAUACCCGCAUCAAGACUAGUUGUACGAAAGAAGAUUGCAAAGAUGAUAUUUUAAUUAAUUGCCGGCGUGCUGCUACUUCUGUAGCUAUUUGUCCCCCAAUACCAUAUUAUCUUGCUGUUGGCUGUUCUGAUAGUUCUGUAAGAAUAUAUGAUCGGCGAAUGCUUGGCACAAGGGCCACAGGGAAUUAUGCUGGUCGUGGGACUACAGGAAUGGUUGCUCGUUUUGUUCCUCCCCAUCUUAAUAAUAAAUCUUGUAGAGUUACAUCUCUAUGUUAUAGUGAAGAUGGCCAGGAGAUCCUUGUUAGUUAUUCUUCUGAUUACAUCUAUCUGUUUGACCCUAAAGAUGACACUGCACGAGAGCUUAAAACUCCUUCUUCUGAAGAGAGGAGAGAAGAGUUACGACAGCCUCCCGUUAAACGCUUGAGACUUCGUGGUGACUGGUCAGAUACUGGACCUAGAGCUCGGCCUGAGAGUGAGAGAGAGCGAGAUGGAGAGCAAAGUCCUAAUGUCUCAUUGAUGCAGAGGAUGUCAGAUAUGUUAUCAAGAUGGUUUGAAGAAGCUAGUGAAGUUGCUCAAAGCAAUAGAGGACGAGGACGAUCUCGGUCUAGAGGAGGGACGAAUCAGUCAGAUGUUCCUGCUGUUCCUACUGGCCCAUCAAGUGCUGAAUUAGAAGUGGGUGAAACCUCAAUGGAAGUGGACACUCCUGCAGAGCAGUUUAUUCAGUCAUCUUCCUCUUCUACUAUGUCAGCUCAGGCACCUUCAACAUCAUCUUCCACAGAAAGCCCUCGUUCAACAUCUUUGCUAUCUUCUCCAGACACUGAACAGAGACUAUCCUUAGAAGCUUCUGGAAACCAUUCACAUCAUCAGUCUGGCCCACAGAUAUUUAUGCCUUUGGGAGAGGGGGCUGAAGUCCCAGGCAAGCAGGAAUUUUUGAGGGGGCCUGAGUUAGCUCUUCUUCGUAAGGGUCUACAACAACUGAGGCUUAAGAAGGCUGAGCAGCAGAAACAACAAGAGCUAGCUGAGGCCGCACAACAACAGCCUUCCACUUCUGAUCAGUCUUCCCCCGAGGGUUCCUCACAGGACCCUCAUUCUUCAGAUUCUCCUUCUUCUGUGGUUAACAAACAGCUCGGAUCCAUGUCCCUUGAUGAGCCACAGGAUAACAGUAGUGAAAAGCUGAGCCCACGACCAGGGACAGGUGAGCCAGUUUUAAGUUUACACUACAGCACUGAAGGAACAACCACAAGCACCAUUAAACUGGACUUCACAGAUGAGUGGAGCAGCACUGCCUCAAGUUCCAGAGGAAGUGGGAGCCACAGCAAGCCUGAGGAACAGGAUGCACCCCGAGGCCUCCCAAGCCCCUCCCAGCCACAGCCCCCCCCUCCAGGCGGGGAAGUCAUAGCUCCUGAAGAGUCAUCAGAGGAAACCACAAAGACUCAGGAGUGCAAAUAUGCAGAAGAAACAGGUCAAAAUCCCACAGAUCCAGAUACUGUUUUCUCUGAGUCUCUGGAAUGCAGCUCAGAAGAAAAAAAUGACCCCAACCAUGACAACUCUGGCAACGUUCUAGAAGAAUCCUCUCCAGAGGAAAAAAGCCAGGAGCAGGGCCCUUCCGCUCAGCCCAGUUCAGAGGGAGCUGCCCAUGCAGAGGACACACAUGAUGAGCAGCAGGCCCAAGCAGAACCCCCGGGGCCACUACCUCAGGAAGAAACAUUAGCCCGGAGCUCCACUUUCCAGGAAACUGAUGACAGUGAUGACGAGCCGGUCCUAAUCCCAGGUGCGAGAUAUCGAACAGGACCAGGGCAUAGAUUUAAUGUCAGAGGAACAGCAAUAGGUGAUAGAAUAAUGAGACGAUCUGCUGUUGCCCGAAUUCAAGAACUCUUCAGGCGGAGGAAAGAAAGGAAAGAGAUGGAAGAACUAGACACUCUGAAUAUCAGGAGGCCCCUCGUAAAGAUGGUUUACAAGGGUCAUCGCAACUCCAGGACAAUGAUAAAAGAAGCCAAUUUCUGGGGUACUAAUUUUGUGAUGAGUGGCUCUGAUUGUGGCCACAUCUUCAUUUGGGAUCGCCAUACUGCUGAGCAUUUGAUGCUUUUGGAAGCUGAUAAUCAUGUCGUGAACUGCCUACAGCCACAUCCAUUCGACCCAAUUCUAGCCUCCUCUGGCAUAGAUUAUGACAUAAAGAUCUGGUCACCACUUGAAGAGUCCAAGAUUUUCAACCGAAAACUUGCUGAUGAAGUUAUAACUCGGAAUGAGUUAAUGCUGGAGGAGACUAGAAACACUAUUACUGUUCCGGCUUCUUUCAUGUUACGAAUGUUGGCCUCCUUGAAUCAUAUCCGAGCUGACCGUUUAGAAGGUGACCGAUCAGAAGGCUCCGGUCAGGAGAAUGAAAAUGAAGACGAAGAAUAAUCAGCUUUACUCAGCAAGCACUUAGAUGUUCUGAAAUUUGUAUACAACAUUUAUUAUAUUUUUCCUUACAGAGCUUUAGCACAAUAUUAAGGGUUUUUUUUAUAACAUAACAUUUAUUUGGAACGAUUGUGUGCAUGAAUUUGGGAGAGUGUGCAAGAAAAAUUAGCAAAAUGUUUUUAAAACCUUUUGCCACAUAUGAGGGGUGCUAGAAGACACAGAGUGCAAUAUUUUCCCUAACCUGCAGACGAGGGAGCUUGGAUCAAUGUUCAAAAAUAAUUUUCAUUAUAGUGAAAAUGUUGGUUCAAAUAAAUUUCUAUACCUGCUAUUUGCAUGUUUGUUGCUUUCUAAUUAAAAGAAUUGGUUGUUUUAAAA